UCUAAUUCAGAAUCACUUUUCCUAAAACUUGUAGGUACAUCUACGUAUAUAUAAACUAUGAGCAAGCCGCGCGCUUUUUAUAACAUUCUCUCAUUCUCAUUUCCAUUCUCUUUCAAGAUGUGGAAACUAAGACACAGUUUCUACGUUCUUCUUCUUCUUCUUUUGUUUAACUUAAGCCAAACACGAUGCCACACCAAAGGAAUUCGACCGAGGAAUUCAAUGGGGAAGCAAUUACCAAGCAAUAUGACUCAAACCCAAUUCUCAGAGCAGCAAUUUAUGAAGUGGGUCAGCUUUGUUGGUAGCCUCAAACACUCUGUUUUCAAGGCUGCAAAGAAUAAGCUAACCCCUUCUUACACUCUUAAUGUGGCUAAAAAUCCGGCGGCCGGAGAUUUCACGUCAAUUCAGGAUGCCAUUGAUUCUCUUCCAUUCAUCAACCUUGUGAGAGUGGUUAUUAAGGUCCAUGCAGGGGUUUACACGGAGAAAGUGAGUAUACCUCAAUUAAAAUCCUUCAUAACAAUUGAAGGGGCAGGAGCAGAUAAAACAAUUGUUCAAUGGGGAGACACAGCUCAAACACCUGGGCUAAAAGGGCAUCCAAUGGGAACCUACGGUUCUGCAACUUUUGCUGUGAAUUCCCCUUAUUUCAUUGCCAAGAACAUCACGUUUAAGAACACUACCCCAGUUCCAGCACCAGGGGCAAUUGGAAAGCAGGCAGUGGCAUUCAGAAUAUCAGCAGAUACAGCAACAUUCUUAGGGUGUAAAUUCUUGGGAGCGCAGGACACGCUUUAUGACCAUAUGGGUAGACAUUAUUAUAAGGAUUGUUAUAUUGAAGGCUCUGUGGACUUCAUCUUUGGCAAUGGUCUCUCUCUUUUCGAGGGAUGUCACGUGCAUGCAAUAGCACAGUCGAUGGGGGCCCUAACAGCGCAAGGCAGGAGCAGUCUUUUAGAGGACACGGGGUUCUCAUUUGUGAACUGUAAGGUCACGGGCUCAGGAGCACUCUUCCUUGGGAGGGCAUGGGGUCCUUUCUCUCGGGUCGUCUUUGCUUACACAUAUAUGGACAACAUCAUCAUUCCCAAAGGCUGGUAUAACUGGGGUGAUCCUAACCGUGAAAUGACUGUGUUUUAUGGGCAAUACAAGUGUACAGGAGCAGGAGCAAGCUUUGCAGGGAGGGUAUCAUGGUCCAGGGAACUUACUGCUGAGGAAGCCAAGCCUUUUAUCUCACUUAGCUUCAUUGAUGGGUCUGAAUGGAUCAAAUUAUAAUAAUUCUGUAUCCACAUUCUUUUUUACACUUGUCUAAAUUUGUUAAAGUUAUCAUCUUGGUGUUAAAUUUUGCUCAA
Messenger RNA from Alnus glutinosa, 1334 nucleotides. Its product is annotated as probable pectinesterase 53. NCBI's taxonomy places the organism in Eukaryota, Viridiplantae, Streptophyta, Magnoliopsida, Fagales, Betulaceae. The coding region runs from base 58 to 1257 and encodes 399 amino acids. The record is from RefSeq and is a predicted model, not a curated record. Gene Ontology annotation, molecular function: pectinesterase activity. The transcript is spliced from 5 exons. Gene Ontology annotation, biological process: cell wall modification.